Thermochaetoides thermophila DSM 1495 is the source of this 1626-nucleotide messenger RNA. Its product is annotated as C-22 sterol desaturase-like protein. Bases 1 to 1626 code for a protein of 541 amino acids. Gene Ontology annotation, molecular function: heme binding; iron ion binding; oxidoreductase activity, acting on paired donors, with incorporation or reduction of molecular oxygen. Lineage: Eukaryota; Fungi; Ascomycota; Sordariomycetes; Sordariales; Chaetomiaceae. Gene Ontology annotation, biological process: sterol metabolic process. The record is from RefSeq and is a predicted model, not a curated record. The transcript is spliced from 5 exons.
AUGGAUGCGUUUGUUGCUCUGGCCGCCAAUGCGACGGCGUCGCCUCUGGCGACCCUCAAGUAUGGUGCCGCCAACGUCCAGGUACCGCCCCAGCUCGAGACGGUGGCCGAGUACGUGGCCAAUAUGAGCGGUUGGUCCAUCUUCUGGACCGUCUUCGCUCUUCUCGUCGUCUAUGACCAGGUUAUGUACAUCUACCGGAAGGGCAGCAUUGCCGGCCCCUCUUGGAAGAUGCCCUUCGUCGGGCCGUUCCUGCAGUCGGUCAACCCUAAGUUCGAGGAGUACUACGCGAAGUGGCUCAGCGGUCCUUUGAGCUGUGUCUCUGUCUUCCACAAGUUUGUCGUCAUUGCUUCGACCCGUGACAUGGCCCGUAAGGUCCUCAACUCGCCUUCAUAUGUCAAGCCAUGCGUCGUCGAUGUCGCUCACAAGCUGCUUGGCCCCGACAACUGGGUCUUCCUCGACGGCAAGGCUCAUCUCGAGUUCCGCCGCGGCCUUAAUGGCCUUUUCACCCGCCGUGCCCUUGAGAUCUACCUGCCCGGUCAGGAAGAGGUGUACAACCGCUACUUUAAGGAGUUUGUCGAGAUCACCAAGCGCAAUGCCGGAAAACCUGUUCCCUUUAUGACGAUGUUCCGCGAGAUCAUCACAGCUGUGUCGUGCCGCACCAUCGUCGGCCACUAUAUCUCGGACGAGGCCGUCAAGAAGAUCGCCGACGACUACUACCUCAUCACUGAGGCGCUCGAGCUGGUCAACUUCCCCAUCAUCAUCCCAUUCACCAAGACGUGGCGCGGCAAGAAGACAGCCGACAUGGUUCUGGCCGAGUUUGCCAAGUGCGCGGCCAAGAGCAAGGCCCGCAUGGAAGCCGGAGGCGAGCCCAACUGCAUCAUGGAUGCCUGGAUUCUCGACAUGAUCCGCAGCCGGAAAAUUCGCGAGGCCGAGCAGGAGGGCUUGUCGACCGAAGGCCUCGAGAAGCCGAACCACAUGAUCCGCUGGUUCACCAACUACGAGAUCGCCCAAACCGUCUUCACCUUUCUGUUCGCUUCCCAGGACGCCACCAGCAGCGCUACCACGUGGAUGUUCCAGAUUAUGGCCCAGCGUCCGGAUGUUCUGGAUCGUGUGCGUGAGGAGAAUUUCAAGGUUCGCAAUGGCGACAUCCACGCUGCUGUGACUCUCGACCAGCUUGAAUCCAUGGCCUACACCCGCGCCGUCGUCAGGGAGCUUCUGCGCUACCGCCCGCCUGUGCUCAUGAUCCCGUACAUGACGAAGCGCCCGUUCCCGAUCACCGAGUCGUACACUAUUCCGAAGGGUGCCAUGGUUGUUCCGACGACGUACAUGGCUCUCCGCGACCCCGAGGUGUACCCGAACCCAGAUGUCUUCGACCCCGAGCGGUACUACACGGGCGAUGCUGAGACCAAGGGAGCGAAGAACUACCUCGUCUUUGGCACCGGCCCGCACUACUGCCUAGGCCAGCACUAUGCGCAGCUCAACCUCGCCCUCAUGCUCGGCAAGGCGUCUCUGCUGCUCGACUGGAAGCAUCAUCCGACACUCAAGUCCGAGGAGAUUCAGGUGUUUGCUACCAUCUUCCCUAUGGACCACUGCCCACUGACGUUUGAGUGGCGGAAGUGGGAUUAA